AAAUUUGAGCCUUCUCUUAUCUUCCCUUCUCUUCUCUUCUCUUCUCUUCUCUCUCUCCUCUGUCUGUCUAUCUCUGUUACGGUGCCACGUGUACAACCACUGAUCGUUCGAUUGGAGCCAACCCAAAGUUGCAGAGAGAGCCAGCCUUCGGAGGAAGAAGAGAGAUAUAGUUUGUGCAUGUCUUGACAUUCACCUCUCAGUCCACUCUUUCUCUCUCUGUCUGUCUCUCAUGUCCCUCCUCCUCGUCCAUUUCACACCUCUCCCUCUCUCUGCAAACCCUAUCAUCAAACCCUAACACAACACUCCCUCACUUCCUCCCUCCUCUACUCUCUCUCUCUCUCUCUCUCUCUCUCCACAAAUUCAUUCCUCAUUCAUUCAAUUCCCUCUCUGGAUCGCAUUUCGGGUUCUCUCUCUUGAUCAGUUGGGUCAAUUUGUGCAUUGGUUACGUGAUUGAAUUGGUCUGUUUCGAGAUCUGUCGUCUGAUUUUGUGCAAUUUUGAUCUGGAAGGUGGUAGUAUAUCAUUGAAUCAAUUAACGGUGUGGAUCCGAUCAGGGGAGUAACAGCGCCAUCCAAUGGCGCUGUUCAGAAGAUUCUUCUAUCGGAAGCCUCCGGAUCGGCUUCUCGAGAUCUCCGAGCGGGUCUAUGUGUUUGAUUGUUGCUUUUCCACGGACGUAUUGGAAGAAGAUGAAUACAAAAUGUACAUGGGUGGCAUUGUAGCUCAGCUACAAGACUACUAUCCCGAUGCUUCUUUCAUGGUUUUCAACUUCAGAGAAGGGGAAAGGAGGAGCCAGAUUUCAGAUUUAUUAACUCAGUAUGACAUGACAGUCAUGGAUUACCCACGGCAAUACGAGGGGUGUCCUCUGUUACCAUUGGAGAUGAUUCACCACUUCCUUCGGUCCAGCGAGAGCUGGUUGUCAUUGGAGGGUCAACAAAAUGUACUUUUGAUGCACUGUGAAAGGGGUGGAUGGCCCGUGCUUGCAUUCAUGCUUGCGGGUCUUUUGUUAUACCGAAAACAGUACAGUGGUGAGCAAAAAACUCUUGAAAUGGUGUACAAGCAAGCUCCAAGGGUUCUUCUUCAUCUUCUGUCUCCUUUAAAUCCCCAACCUUCCCAAUUGAGAUAUCUUCAGUACAUUUCUAGACGUAAUUUGGGUUCAGACUGGCCGCCCUCAGAUACACCUUUAGGUGUGGAUUGUGUUAUACUUAGAAUUGUUCCCGUGUUUGAUGGAGGAAAGGGUUGCCGACCCAUUGUUCGUGUCUAUGGUCAGGACCCUUCUACCACAGCCAGUAGAAGUUCUAAGCUUCUGUUUUCGACUCCAAAGACAAAGAAACGUGCUCGCCUUUACCAACAGGAAGAGUGUGAGCUAGUGAAAAUAGAUAUUCAUCGCCGCGUUCAAGGGGAUGUUGUUCUUGAGUGCAUUCACAUGGAUGAUGAUCUAGUAAGGGAGGAAAUGAUGUUCAGAGUUAUGUUCCACACUGCAUUUGUCCGUUCAAAUGUUUUAAUGUUGAACCGUGAUGAAGUUGAUGUUUUGUGGGAUGCGAAGGUUCAAUUCCCAAGGGAGUUCAAAGCAGAGGUACUCUUUUCGGAUGCUGAUGCAGUGCAAUCUAUCAUCACCACAGAAGUGGAAAGUGAAGAUGAGAAUGAGGCAGAAAGUGCUUCACCUGAGGAGUUUUUUGAGGUUGAGGAGAUUUUCAGCAGUGUAGUGGAUGCGCAGGAUGGAAAAGCAUACUUGGGUUCUCAGAUAGUUCAAGACAAUGCGCAGGAUGAUGAGAACAAUAAAGUAGUUUGGACAGAGGCUUUGGAUCCUCACACAUUUCAAGACUGUGCAGCUGAUGAGGCAAAUCAUAAACAGGAUGGGCACUUAUCUAGCGAAGACAAUCACAAACAGGAUGGGAAGGUUGUUUUUAAUUCUAAUGAGGUAAAAUCCAUUGCUUUAGAUGAUAGGGAUGAGUUAGGUUCCUCCGUAGUGGUUGCCGAUGCGCCUAGCAAUUUAGAAACCAAGGUAGUAACUGCAGAUGUGAGUGGCAAGUUGGAAGAGAUGGAGAGUAGACAAGACAGAGAAGACUGUGCUAUACAGAAGAACUUAGAAAGGCAGGGUUUGCAACAGAAGUCAAGUGCUCCUAUCAGUAGACAAAAAUCUGAUAAGUCAAUCCCACCUUCACCAAAGAAACAGCCAACUUCAAAUGCAACUGUUACAAAGCAAAAAAUUAAACAGCAAGAAUCUCAAGGCACUCCUAUGAGACAGGCAAAACCAAACACAGUAUCUCGGUGGAUUCCUUCUAACAAAGGCUCUUACACUAAUUCAAUGCAUGUAUACUAUCCACCAUCAAGAUAUAACAGUGCACCACCUGUCCUGGCCGUUGCAAAGGAUUCUCGUGCAGGUAGCAAAUCAAAGGCUUCUGCUACUUCUGGAGCUGUGGUUCCAACUGAUGAUGCUUCUGAAUCCACUAGUCGUGAAGUGGAUUGUAUGAGAGGUGCAGACACUGAACCGGUGAAACAUACUUCCUGUCCGCCAGCAUUGGGUGGACCACCACUUCAAGUAACUUCCCCUCUUUAUUCAGCUUCACCACCACUACAUCCAGGCCCACUUUCAGUGGCUCCUCCUCCUCCUCCUCCUCCUCCACCCCUUCCAUCUUUCUACCAGUCUUCAAAUUUUUUUCCCAAACCAGAUCCUGCAAAAGGUCUGCAAGCACAGGCAGCUUCUCCACCUCCUCCGCCUCCCUCUUCAAGCUUUUCAAUGCAUACUUAUUUGGAUAAUCUUUCUUUGCCACCUGCUCCCUCUUUGCAGGUGCCAGCAAAAAGUCUGUCCCCUCCACAUCCUCCUCCUCCUCCUCCGCCGCCACCGCCACCGCCACUGCCAUUGUCUACGAGAAAUGCUACUUUUGUGACUUCUCCACCACCUCCUUCACCUCCUCCUCCUCCUCCUCCACCUCCUCCUCCUCCACCUGCAAGGGUCAAUCUCUCUCCGUCUCACAAUUCCCUGACUCUGGCGGGUAUAUCUAAUAAUUCCCAAUCUUCUAUCUCAAAUUCUCAAUCAUAUCUAUAUCUAUAUCUAUGUAGUUCCAAAAUAAGCCCUAAUCACCACUCAAAUUCUACUCAAAGACCACCCGCUGCCAGAGUUGGAGUUUCUAUUCCACCUCCACCUCCACCUCCACCUCCACCUCCACCUCCACCCGUGUAUGGAGUUAUGCCUUCUCCUCCACCAUCCCCACCCCUUCCACAUGGUGCUCCACCUCCACCUCCACCUCCUCCUCCAAUGCAUGGAGCACCUCCUCCGCCACCUCCUUCUCCAAUGUAUGGUGCAAGGCCUCCGCCACCACCUCCUUCAAUGUAUGGAGCACCACCUCCGCCACCACCUCCUCCGAUGUAUGGAGCACUGCCUCCGCCACCUCGUCCAGUCCGUGGAGCCCCACCUCCUCCACCUCCGCCAAUCCAUGGAGCACCACCUCCGCCACCUCCUCCUCCAAUGCAUGGAGCACCGUCUCCACCACCACCUCCUCCAAUGCAUGGAACACCGCCUCCACCACCUCCUCCUCCUCCAAGCCGUGGGGCCCCACCUCCACCACCUCCUCCUCCAAGCCGUGGGGCCCCACCUCCGCCUCCUCAUCCAAGUUGUGGAGCCCCACCUCCUCCUCCUCCACCUCCUUCAAUUGGAGCACCACCUCCACCACCUCCCUCAUUGCAUGGAGCCCCACCUCCACCUCCUCCUCCUGGAGGUCAUGCACCUGGCCCUCCACCACCACCUGGCCCACCUAGACCUCCAGGUGGUGCACCUCCCCCACCUCCACCCUUUGGUUCCAAAGGACCAGCAGGUGGUGCACCUCCCCCACCUCCUGGAAGAGGCCGUGGGCUUUCACGUCCUGCAGGACCUGCUUCAGCCCCUCGAAGAUCUAACUUAAAGCCAUUACAUUGGAGCAAGGUAACCAGGGCAUUGCAAGGAAGCUUAUGGGAAGAAUUGCAAAGACAUGGAGAGCCUCAAAGUGCGACAGAAUUUGAUGUGUCAGAGCUGGAGACUCUUUUCUCUGCUAUAGUCCCAAAGUCGUCCGGAGGUAAAUCUGGAGAGCGGCGGAAGUCUGCUGGAUCUAAAACUGACAAAAUUACCCUGGUUGAUCUCAGGAGGGCCUAUAACACUGAAAUUAUGCUUACUAAGGUUAAGAUGCCAUUGUCGGACAUGAUGGCUGCAGUACUAGCGAUGGAUGGUUCCAUUUUAGAUGCUGAUCAAGUGGAAAAUCUUAUAAAAUUUUGUCCUACUAAAGAAGAAAUGGAGCUUAUUAAGAAUUACACUGGUGAUAAGGAGAACCUGGGGAAAUGUGAACAGUUUUUUCUGGAGCUGAUGAAGGUGCCAAGGGUGGAGUCUAAAUUAAGAGUGUUUCUUUUCAAGAUUCAGUUUAAUUCUCAGAUUUCAGAUUUUAAGCAGAGUUUGAACACUGUGAACUCUGCAUGUGAAGAGGUUCGGAAUUCCCUUAAAUUGAAGGAAAUCAUGAAGAAAAUCUUAUAUCUGGGGAAUACAUUAAAUCAAGGAACUGCCAGAGGUUCUGCUGUUGGAUUCAAGUUGGACAGUCUUUUAAAACUCACUGAUACACGUGCUUCCAACAGCAAGAUGACAUUGAUGCAUUAUCUUUGCAAGGUCCUUGCCUCUAAGUCACCACCUCUUUUGGACUUUCAUGUGGAUCUUAAUAACCUGGAAGCUGCAACAAAGAUACAAUUGAAGUCCUUAGCAGAAGAAAUGCAAGCUAUUAUCAAAGGAUUAGAAAAGCUACAGCAGGAGCUGGGUGCAUCUGAAAAUGAUGGUCCUGUAUCUGAAGUUUUCCGUAAGACACUGAAGGAAUUCAUUGGUAUUGCUGAGACAGAGGUGGCAGCUGUAACGAAUUUGUAUUCAGUGGCUGGUAGAAACGCAGAUGCACUUGCCCUAUAUUUUGGUGAGGACCCCGCCCGUUGCCCAUUUGAACAAGUUACUGUGACCCUCUUAAACUUUGUGAGGUUGUUCCGAAAAGCACAUGAAGAGAACUGUAAACAGGUUGAAUUGGAAAAGAAAAAAGCUCAGAAGGAAGUUGAAAUGGAAAAGGCAAAGGGGGUUAAUCUAACAAAGAAAAGUGGGAAAUAAUUAAGAUUGUUUGCUUCAAUCCCCGGCAAUGGGGAAUUAUGGUUCUUCCGUCAGAGGUCUGCCAGGUUGCUUACACGGUGUCCAAGGACACGUAUUCAAAGACGGGCAAGGAGUGUCCCUCUCCAGUAUUCUCCAGUAUUGUUGUAAUGGUACGCCUUUUACGGGAUUCAAGAAAAUGAAGGGGAAAGGCCCCUUCCUGAGGCUUGCGGACCUUAAACUGUCUUUGAACAGGUCAGAUGCAUGAAUAUGAUUACAUCACUUGGCCAAUACUGUCUGAUAUAUGACCGUAUCAUUGAUCCUGACAUGUAUCCUGAUACUGUUAUUUAAAACCGUUAUCAGUGGUUAUCUUAGUUAUUGGAGGAAUGGAUCUGGCCCUUUCUCAGUUCAUGUAUAGAAGAAGAUUUUGGUAAUAUUUGGGUCGGUUCUUCAAUACACUAGGCACAGUUUUGGCUUUCACCAUUCAUUUGGCAUUUCAGCACCAGAGAGCGAUUGCCCUUGUGACUGUAAAGCACAACCCCACAAUGUAACAUGAAACAUGUACAGAGCUUCUAACCUUGUACUUAACAUUCAAAUUUGAUUCUUUUCAUUGUAUCAUAGAAGUAGGAUCUCAAAUUAUCUAGGAACAAAAAAAGUAUGACCCCUUUUUUUUUGUUUUUUCCCCCUCUCGUAUUGAGAUUUUGGCAGGAAUUCAUCACGAAAUUGUUGUAUAGAAGGUUAGGAGGAUAAGAAGAGGAAGUAGGAGACAGGUUCUCUUUUGUUGCAAUUGUAAUAUAACUUUAGUAUAGGCUGUUGGUUUAGAAUCUGCUUGUUUCUUUCAUUGAUUCAUAUUUACUCGGAAGUAUAUUCUCAUUUAUUUGACCUAAAAACUUAUCUUCUCAUCUUA
Camellia sinensis is the source of this 5985-nucleotide messenger RNA. Lineage: Eukaryota; Viridiplantae; Streptophyta; Magnoliopsida; Ericales; Theaceae. The record is from RefSeq and is a predicted model, not a curated record.